Molecule: messenger RNA, 4473 nt
Organism: Trachymyrmex septentrionalis
Lineage: Eukaryota; Metazoa; Arthropoda; Insecta; Hymenoptera; Formicidae
Gene: loco
Product: regulator of G-protein signaling loco
Exons: 15
Coding region: 436-4197 (1253 amino acids)
Biological process (GO): signal transduction
Molecular function (GO): GTPase activator activity; protein binding
Source: RefSeq, a predicted model, not a curated record
GCCACAAGGUCGAUUACCUUUCUCUAGCCUUCUCGAUGGACGCAUUCCAAAACAUCCGCUCGUAGAGUUUGCUUUUAGCGAGGUUCGGCUGACGAACAACGCGGAGUGGCGAACAGUGGCAAACGUCCAGGAGUGGGCGUAUCAGCGAGGUCCCGACGACCAGGAGUAGUGCCACAUAAGUGACAGCUCGUUGUGUCGUUCCGGAGCAGCUUCUUCUGGGAGAUCCCUCACUAAAGAAGAAGGAAUUGGUUCUAGACUCCUAGGUCUAUGAUCAAAGUUAUAAACAAGGGAAAUUGUAAAGGAACGUCUUAGAGGAAGAUGAUCAUUGUGAAGGCGUGAGGUCACGAAUUAUGAAGUCUGCGAGCCACCGUGACGUGCUCCUCCCUGGAGACCCUUCGUGACGUUGCGACGCCCACGUGCGACAGGUAGGCAGACAUGCAUCAGAACAGGCGGAAAAAGAAGCGGGUGAACUAUGGAGUGAGGGCAGUCGAGGUGGUCCGUGGCGCGAAGGGCUUUGGCUUUACGAUAUCGGGCCAACAGCCGUGCAUACUCAGCUGCAUCGUGCAGGGUAGCCCGGCGGAGGGUGCUGGCCUGCGUGCUGGCGACUAUCUGGUCGCCGUCAAUGGUCACAAUGUCAGCAAGGUACCACACGACGACGUGGUGCAGCUGAUUGGGAGCUCCAAGGGUAUCCUACGACUGCAAAUUGCCGAGAACUAUUACUCCGACUCCUCGGACGAGGAAGGCUUGGCCACCGUAAGAUCCAAGCCCAAGUAUGCACACAAGCCACGGACUGCUAGUGCGAGUGCUUUGCAGUUGCAAUGCAGGGCAGCCAAGGUGGUUAGGGAUCUACAGAGUGGUGCUAUGUUCCAUACAGUCCCAGGUGGCCUAGCAAUGCCUGACGCUAAAGAUCAGUAUAAUUAUUCUGGCUUGCAUUAUCGUUGGAAUAUGACAAGUCCGCUCCCGCUGCCACCACCACCGGCGUCUCACAAACGCGACUCUGAAAAGAUUGUACAUCGAACGGUUGUCGGUUAUCUCGGUACUAUCGAUAUACCGAAUCAAUUGCAUCCGUCCUCUAUGAUGCAGGUUUUGAGAAAAUGCAUUAAAAGACUGAAAGCCGAGAAGCGAAAUCCAACCACCGUUCUUCUCACCAUUCACGUUGCCAAUAUUAAACUCACCAAUUCAGAGAAUCGCAUUAUCGCCGAAUACCCUUCGUAUCGAAUAAUAUUCUGUAACUCCUUUUCCGAGCAAGACAAGCAGUAUUUUGGAAUAUUAACUAAGUCCAUGAGGAACACAGAUGAUAUCGUCUCGAACUCGUGUCACGUUUUCACUAUUUAUUACAAGUUAAUCGACCAUGAAGUACAUUCCAGUGCAUGUAAUGUGUUUGGAUUUAUGUGUACAAAAUCAUCAGAGUUAAACGUUUGCCAAGAGUUUCCUGACAGUUGUACGAGCCUUAUCGGUGCCAUACAGACAUUGUAUAUAUCCGAUUGCACGAAUGGGGAGAAUUGCACAAAUCCUUACAAUGAAGCACGCAUACGCUUGGACACCGCUUCUCCUCAACCGAGCAACAUUAGCACGUCGACUGCUCAUUCGAGCAACAGUGAUUCCGGAAUAGGUUUUAAGGAUGACUACGGCAGCUGCUCGAGUAAAAAUCUAGCGAAUGAUUGCGAACGAAGAAGGCAAUAUUCCAAUAUGCAAUAUAGGAAUGUAAGCGCGCGAUUAUCCAAAGAAUCUGUCAGUGAGGCUGCGGGACACCGAUUGACAGUUCGCGCGACCUCGGAGGCCAGAUUGUGGAGCGAAGAAUUAAAAUUUGAUCCUUCUAAAGAGAUGCGGCACGUGGCGGGGAGUGGGGAAGGUACGACCACCACCUGCGCCGGAACAUCUGCCCCUGCUGCGACGGCACGUACCAUGUUGGCCAGUACGUCCGUUGGAUCCCUCGCGUCCGUUUGCACCACAGCAUUGCUCGACGGCAUCGAGGACGCCGCGGAAUCGUCUAAAGUGGUGUCGACAGAGGGAUUAAAGCGUCUCAUGGACACUACGAACAAGCUCAGUCCGAAGGUGUACUGUGGCCAGGUCACGAAAUCGUUAGUGCACAGCUUAGAGGACAUAAAUUCCAGCAUGGAGUACGCCCGACAACCUUACUGUCAUUCGUAUUCCGGCAAGUCUGACAAGCCUCGACCUUGGGGAAGUUUGCAGGAGAUACGGAAUUUUCGCAGCAGCGCCUCGGACAAUUGCAUAUAUGGUAGUACCGAGUCUUGUGACAAAAACAAUGACUGUAAGGGAGUGCACACUUGGGCAAAUGGAUUUGAAAAACUGUUGGAGGAUCCAAAGGGUUUGCAAACAUUCGCUGAGUUUCUCAAGAAGGAGUUUAGUCAUGAAAAUAUAUAUUUUUGGGCUGCUUGUGAAAGAUACAAAGAUACUAAAGAUACUACUAUGCGCCGUCGAUUAGCUUGUCAGAUAUAUCAGCGCCAUUUGUCAAACACAGCCGCCGAGCCAGUUAAUGUUGAUAGUCAUGCGUCAGGACAAAUUACUCAAGAAUUACUCGACGAAGCACCCGCGGAUUUAUUUCUACAGACUCAGAAACAAGUAUUCAACCUAAUGAAGUUCGAUAGUUACCCGAGAUUCUUACGAUCGGAACUUUAUCGUGCCUGCUUGGAAGCGGGAAGCGCUGUUGUCGAUACAGAAGACUGUGAUCUACAUCUUACAAGUUCGCCUAGCGUAAAAUUAAAGAAGAGUCACUCCGAUGCGGAAGAUCGUUGUCGAAAGUCGCUUCUUCCAUGGAAUAGAAAAAAUAGAUCUAAAUCAAAAGAUCGUGGUGAAUCCGAAUACAAUAAAACCCCUAGCCGAAGUGAGACUAUAUAUAAAAGCUUUACAGUUAUUAAGAGAGAAACGGAAGGUAACAAUAAUGAAGACACAGUGUCAAUAUCUAGUAGUCGGUCAUCAUUAGCGUCAUGGGAUUUGGCGUUACGGCAAUCAUUUAACAAACAUAUGGUGGAUACGAAGUGUUUUUCAUCAGUAUUAGCAGGCCAGGAAGUGGAAGUCGUUCCCACAAAAGUUUUAAAAGUAGAAUUACCCUCGCGAAGGAUAAUAAGCAUUAUUGCUCACAAGGGUAAAACUCUGAAAGAAGUUUUGAGACCUCUUCUAAAUAAAUAUGGUUUCAAUUUAGAUUUGAUUAGUAUUUGGAGUGAAGGCCGUUGUGUUCCUAUGGAUAUUAUGGCUAUCAAUGCUCCUACACGCAUUAUUGUAAUGGCGAAUGAAGAAGAUUUUCAACGGGAAUUACAUACUGCUAAAUAUCUAGACGAAGUGCCACACGCACAACCAACUCUAGAUGAAAUAACAAAUAAAGUAUUUGAGGAGCUCCUGGUUGGAAAAAGUAGAAAUAAAUAUCAGUAUAGUGAAGGAUCAUGUAAGUCGGAUGAUCAACGUUCGGAGGGAUCUUCUAUAUUAUCUAGCAAAUUCUUCCUUCGAGAUUCGACAAUUCACGGGAAGAAGAAGGCGAAAUCUAAAUGUUGCAACACAAGUGAAAAGGGUAAUUCAAACGAUUGUAUUCAUGAGGGAGCACCCAUUAAAUCCCAGCCACCACUUAUCGCAAAGUGGCGUAAUGGCGUAAAAUUGCAACUUCCAGGCAGAUUUGACGGAGAUGAAUUAUACGAGGGAUUGAAAAGAGCGCAAAGAUCGAGAUUGGAGGAUCAGAGAGGGACGGAAAUCAAUUUUGAAUUACCAGAUUUUUUAAAGAACAAAGAGAACGGGAAACCAUCCGAUUCUAACAAGAUGCGAAGGACUCGGGUAGUGUCGGCCAAUUGCGAGAGCACCACGAAGUUUUAUGAUUCAAGCGAGGAUAAGCAAAGCAGCAGCGGAUACGAGUAUUCUGCGCACGUGACAAACGGAGCUGCGAACGAGCGAUUUUCAGCCUUGGUUAAUAUUACCGAGCCUUUAAGUAAGUGCCUUGAGAGCUCAUUCAAUUUAGACGGCGAUAGGACAUUGAUGGAUGGAGAUCAAACGAUUGUCGAGAACGGUACUGAUUCCCCGUCAAAGAGUCCGUACUCAGGAAGCUACGGUGGCACGGAUGUGUCGCAUACGAAGCUGUCGAAACCUCCACCGUUACCGCCGAAGCCUAAAAAUCUUGUUGUGAACGUGGUGAAAAGCGGCUACAUCGCGUCUCCGAAAACUCUACAAAGGCCUAAUCAUGUGAUUGAAUGAAACAACUGAACACAAUGUAAAAAGAAGAUAUUUUUUAGUUAACGUCGCGUUAUUAGCGUAGUUUCAUGUGAUGUCAUAAUUAAUCAUUUGGACACGAUACAAUACGAUAACUGAGUAAAACUUUGAUCGUAUCUAUAAAUUAUUAAAAGGAAUGGCUCUGUAUGGCGUUCCUACAAGGACAGAAGCUACAGGGCAACAUGAUUAAUCCUUUAUUAUGCAUUUUUCUAUCAUAUAUUCACAUUCCACAACUUAGAUUUUAUUUCGAAAAUGUGUCCC